Molecule: messenger RNA, 1512 nt
Organism: Parnassius mnemosyne (clouded apollo)
Lineage: Eukaryota; Metazoa; Arthropoda; Insecta; Lepidoptera; Papilionidae
Source: the annotation of a GenBank genome assembly
AUGGAAAUAGACAGUCAACAAUUUCGAGAGUUUGGUAAGGCUGCAAUAGACAUCCUAGCAGACUAUUAUGAGUAUAUACGAGAAAGAAAUGUCUUACCGUCUGUGGAGCCAGGUCAGUUAAUUAGACAAAUGUCGGAAGACGCCCCAGAGCAACCGGGAGACUGGAAAGAUGUUUUGAAGGAUUUCAAUGAACUGAUUUUACCCGGUAUUACUCACUGGCAGUCUCCGCAAUUUCAUGCUUAUUAUCCAACUGGAGUUUCCUAUGCAAGCAUUAUUGGCAAUUUGCUGAGUGAUGGAAUUGGCAUUGUUGGAUUUACUUGGAUUGCAAGCCCUGCAUGUACUGAACUGGAAGUAGUAACAAUGAAUUGGCUAGGCAAAUUACUUGGUUUACCAGAAGAAUUUCUAAACUGUUCAGCAGGACCUGGCGGUGGAAUCAUACAGGGUUCCGCUAGUGAAGCUACGCUGGUGGGACUUUUAGCAGCUAAAGACAGAAUGAUCCGAAAACUCACUGAAGUAGAUCCUAACCUCGAUCCUGAUGACGUACAUAACAAGCUUAUCGCAUACACAUCAGACCAAUGUAAUUCUUCAGUUGAAAAGGCUGGAGUACUUGGAUCAAUAAAAAUGCGGUUAUUGAAAUCAGACGCAUUCGGUAAAUUACGUGGAGAAACAUUGAAAAAAGCAUUCGAUGAGGACAAAGCUAACGGACUUAUACCGUGCUAUGUUGUAGCAAACUUAGGUACUACUGGAACAUGUGCGUUUGAUCCUCUAUAUGAACUAGGCCCAAUAUGUAAUGAACAUAACGUAUGGCUACACGUUGACGCUGCAUACGCUGGAAGUGCUUUCAUUUGCCCCGAGUACCGAGGUUUUAUGAGAGGCGUAGAAUAUGCUGAUUCUUUUGAUACAAAUGCACACAAGUGGCUACUUGUUAACUUUGAUUGUUCAACUAUGUGGGUUAAGAACGGGUAUGAUUUAAUUAAUGCCUUUGAUGUGCAAAGAAUUUAUUUAGAUGACGUUAAGACGCGCUUAAAAAUCCCCGACUACAGACAUUGGCAGAUGCCACUAGGAAGAAGAUUUAGAUCACUAAAAUUAUGGACCGUAUUCAAAACUUAUGGUGCAGAAGGCAUAAGAAGUCAUAUUAGAAAUCAGAUAAGUCUGGCUCAAUACUUUGCGAAACUAGUUCAGUCUGAUGAUAGAUUUCUUAUUGAACCUGAACCAGCAUUGGGAUUAGUAUGCUUUAGACUUAAAAAUGGAGAUAAUUUAACAAAGAAAUUGCUUGAAAAUUUGACAGCAAAGAAGGAGGUAUUCAUGGUAGCUGCAAGUUAUCGUGGACGUUAUAUUAUUCGUUGGGUAAUUUGUUCACGACUUACAACUAAGGAGGAUAUUGAUUUUAGCUGGAAAAAAAUUAAGGAGGAAACUGACUUGAUUUGUUUGGAAAAAGUACACAAUAAAUCUAAAAUAUCAAAUAUUGGUAGCAUUGAAACUUUGAACGUCUGUGAAGAAAAAACUAAAUAA